UGGCAGACACAGUGAGAGUGCUGAAAACUCUUUUCAUUAAACCAUACACCACACUACCCUCUCUUCCUUCUUCUUCUUCUUCUUCUUCUUUGAAGAGAGAAAGCAUGGAUAGAGAAUUCUCUCACUCACUUUCUUAAUUCAUCUUCCUUCACAGAUCAAUCAGCUUCUUUGCCAUGGAAGACACGGAUUCAGUUGCUACACUGAUAGAUUCAACAAGUUCUAAGAUAAAACAGCUCCAAAAGGCAUUUGCUGAACUUGAAAGCUAUCGAGCUGUUACACUUAACUUGAAAUGGAAAGAGCUUGAGGAACAUUUCCAUGGACUUGAGAAAUCGUUGAAGAGACGCUUUCAUGAAUUGGAGGACCAAGAGAAAGAGUUUGAAAACAAAGUGGUGAAGUCUCGUGAAAUAUUGGAGAAGCGGGAAGCGACUGUUUGUGCCAAGGAGCAAGCUUCUUUGCAGAAACUUCAAGAUAAAAGAGAUGCUGCUGUAUUUGCCAUUUUUAACGUAAAACUUUCUCCUGAAGGUGGAAAUGUGGAUCUAUUAUCUUAUCCAGAGUUGGUAAAGCUAUGUAAAGAAAUGGAUGCUAGAGGUCUUCACAAAUUCAUAUCUGAUAACCGUAAGAAUCUUGCUGCUAUAAGGGAUGAAAUACCACAUGCAUUAGGAGCUGCUCCUAAUGCUGCCUGUUUAGUUUUAGAUUCUUUGGAAGGAUUUUACUGUGCAGAAGCUUCAAAUCAGGAUGUAAAGAAGGAUGCUAACUUAUUGGGCCUUCGUCGAACCUGUAUCAUGUUGAUGGAAUGUUUGUACGUUUUCUUGAACAACUCAGAUGGUGUCUAUAAUGAACUUUUAGAAGAUAUCAAGGACAGGGCAAAAGCAGUUGCUGAAGAGUGGAAACCCAGAUUGGAUGCUCUAGAUGCGGAUGCUGGCAAUGGGAAUUCCUUAGAGGCUCAUGCAUUUUUGCAACUUCUAGCAAGUUUUGAUAUUGCCUCUGAUUUUAAUGAGGAGGAGUUUUCCAGGUUCAUUCCAAUGGUUUCUCGGCGUCGCCAAACUGCUGAUUUGUGCCGUUGCCUUGGGUUGUCUGAGAAAAUGCCUGGCGUAAUUGAAGUAUUGGUGAACAGCGGGCGGCAAAUUGAUGCAGUUAAUUUGUCUUUUGCAUUCAAUCUUACGGAACAGUUUUCUCCCACGGAUUUAUUGAAGUCUUACUUGAAGGAUGCCAAAAAAGCUGCAUCUCCUUCCAGAUGUGUUAACUCAUCUCCCACUACACAGGUUGAGGUUAAUGAGCGAGAACUGGUUGCCCUUAAGUCCAUAAUCAAGUGCAUCGAAGAACAUAAACUCGAGGAGCAGUAUCCUCUAGAUCCUCUCAUGAAACGGGUGGUCCAACUCGAGAAGGCCAAAGCAGACAAGAAGAGGGAAACUGAAGCAACAAAGCCUCAACCGAAGAGACCCCGUGCUAAUGGUGUGGGAUAUGGUCCGCGUGUUUCUAACUUCCCUUCUGACAAAGCCUCCUAUCCUAGAGCUGCUGACAGGUACCCACAGUACGUAUUCGACCGGCCUUAUGUGUACCCUGGACCAACUGACAAUCAUUGCCCCCCUCUCAUGGGGUCGACGACCUAUAACUUCACCCCGAGUCACAGCAACUACUUUGGAAAUGGAUAUCAGUACCAGCCAACAUAUCUCCAUUAGGUGAUGUGACCAGAUUAUGAUCCUUUCCUUUUAAUAUUUAGUCUCAAGUCUUAACCUUAUGUUGUAUGUUGCACUUCUUAUGUGUAGCGUUUAUAAAAUGUGAUAUGCUAAAGUUUAACUUCUGCACUAGAAGAUAUUCUGAUCCUCUAAUGUAUGAACUCCUCGUUCUGUACAAGGUUACCUUAAUGCCUUUUCUAGUAUAUUUUUGUUGUGUCUCA
Messenger RNA from Arachis duranensis, 1897 nucleotides. RefSeq names its product FRIGIDA-like protein 3. The coding region runs from base 174 to 1679 and encodes 501 amino acids. Lineage: Eukaryota; Viridiplantae; Streptophyta; Magnoliopsida; Fabales; Fabaceae. The record is from RefSeq and is a predicted model, not a curated record. The transcript is spliced from 4 exons.